Messenger RNA from Penicillium canariense, 3042 nucleotides. Its product is annotated as phosphatidylethanolamine N-methyltransferase. The record is from RefSeq and is a predicted model, not a curated record. Gene Ontology annotation, molecular function: phosphatidylethanolamine N-methyltransferase activity. NCBI's taxonomy places the organism in Eukaryota, Fungi, Ascomycota, Eurotiomycetes, Eurotiales, Aspergillaceae. The transcript has 4 exons. Gene Ontology annotation, biological process: phosphatidylcholine biosynthetic process. The coding region runs from base 1 to 3042 and encodes 1013 amino acids.
AUGGACCAGGGCCGUUCAACAGGUGCCCAGCAGCCCGAUGGGCUGCGCGAAAGACUUAUCUCACGCCCUGAUUCAACUGAGGGCCGCGAUGCUUUAACUGCGACCGGAGAGCUUGAGGCCAAGGAUGACGCCGGCAAGGACAAGAAGACCUUUGGCCGGACCCCGGAUGGAACAGCUCCCCCGGCCCCCCGCCAACUACCUGCCGCUUGUGGAACUUCCCCCGCUAACCCGGAAUCCGUCGCGUCGUUAGUGUUCACGGUGCCCCAGACCCACGACAUGGUUUCUCAACUGCUGUCGCCAUCUGAGCCCAAGAACGUGGGAGAUCUGGUGGUGAUAGCCCUGCUGGCCAUUCACAUCCUGCUUCUCUGGUCCCUUCCCGCGGGCGCCAAAGUCCCGGUUUUCGCUGUGAUCUACCUGUUCUGGCGGGCGGCGUACAAUGGAGGUAUCGGGUGGCUACUACACAACCAGUCGCACCACAAAACAUUGAUUCGAUGGGCGGAGAAGACCAAGGUUUUCGUCAACCCGGCCUCGGGGGACAACCCGCACCCGGCUCUUUACAAUUGGAUCAAGCGGGAGCUGGAGACCAAGAUCCCGCAGGAUUACUCGUUCGACAGUGCCCCUAUCGAAUACAACACCUGGCUUGUAUUUAGGCGUCUAGUGGACUUGAUCCUGAUGUGUGACUUCACUUCUUACUGCCUCUUUGCGAUCGCGUGUGGUCACCGUCCUGUGGACGAGAGUAUGAUCAUGACCGCCCUUCGGUGGACGGCCGGCAUUACCCUCGUGCUGUUCAACCUCUGGGUUAAACUAGACGCUCACCGAGUAGUCAAAGACUAUGCCUGGUACUGGGGCGACUUUUUCUAUCUCAUCGACCAGGAACUCACCUUCGAUGGCGUCUUCGAGAUGGCCCCCCACCCCAUGUACUCGGUCGGAUAUGCGGGCUACUACGGCAUUUCCCUAAUGGCGGCCAGCUAUCAGGUCCUGUUCAUCUCGAUCAUUGCCCAUGCAGCUCAAUUCGCGUUUCUUGUGCUCGUCGAGAACCCUCACAUCGACAAGACCUAUAAUCCGCCCCCACCCCGAAAGCGCCCAGUCUGUGUUGAUUCGACCUCCAACCUGCCUUCGGAUACGGACACUCCAUCAGCGCCCACUCCGACUGCGCCUACCCCGACUUCUCCGACUGCGCCUACUGCGUCUGACGACCUUGCUCCCAAUGCGUCUUUCUCGUACUCGGCCAAGCCGCCCCCUUCGGUGCACAACCUCCUGGGCCUGCACAACUUGGAUUUGUAUAGAACUACGGAUUCGUCCAUUCUGCUCAUCCAGCUGCUCGUAUUCGCAGUCACCGCUUUGACACCCUCCACCCUGCGGUAUCAGCUUCUCUUCGUGGCUUAUGCCGUGGUGUGCCGGCUGUGGUAUUCUGUAGGCAUUGGAUACCUGCUCAACAACCAGUCCAACCGCAAGGCCUGGACCCGACACUUCCUCAAGUUUGGUGAAACCCCGCAAGAGGCGUGGAACCAAUGGAAGGGCACCUAUCACCUCAGUAUGAUUAUGUGCUACUCCAGCUUUAUUGCUGCUGCGUGGAAAUUGUAUACGUUCCCGACCGAUUGGGGCUAUGGCCUGGUGUUGUUCCGCCAUGUUCUGGGAGCUGGGUUGAUAAGCUUGCAGAUCUGGACCUCCGUCAGCAUCUACGACUCCCUCGGGGAAUUUGGUUGGUUCUAUGGCGAUUUCUUCUUUGAUGAGUCUCCUAAGCUCACCUACGAUGGAAUUUAUCGCUUCCUGAAUAACCCGGAGCGUGUUCUGGGCCUCGCCGGUGUCUGGGGUGCCGUGCUCAUUACGAGCAGCGGGGCAGUGACCUUCCUGGCUCUGUUAAGCCACAUUCUGAGCUUGGCUUUCAUUCAGUUUGUGGAGCGUCCGCACAUGCAGAAGCUGUACGGCCGUAGCCUCCGCCAGGAUGGUGGUGUCGUCAAGAACCUGAAGAAGUCUCUGCCGCCGUCUCUCAAGCAGCUACACGGAAGCGUCGAUAAGAUGUUCGAUGAGUCAUUCGAGUUCAUCGAAGAACUUCUCGACAAUGCUCGCCCGAAGCUCGCGGCCGGAGUCAACACGUUUGUCAAGGAUACCACCGCUUUAUUCCAGAAGUAUCCCGCUCGCAUCACCAUCUCCCGUAUUGAUGCCGAUUUAGCUGGCCUGGAUGUCUCCAACUACUCUCUGUCUGUUGAAGGCACCGAUUCUAAACCCCGCGAUGAGAGCGAGCAGGGCAAGGGCCGUGAAGGCGCUAACGCGCGCAUGCCCCUGGACCGCCGAGGUGAUCUCAAGAAUCUGACAUUCGAGUACGGUGCCCCAAUCAAGGUUAAGUGGACCGCGCCUCUCAACCAUAGCAAGAAGGACUGGAUCGGCCUCUACCGGGUCAUCGACAACACCUCGCGAGAGGUUACCCGCGUGUCAUCCCAGGGCCGGUGGAUCGCCACCAACGAGGGCUUCUACGACAACACAACUUGCGAGAAGGGAAUUGUCACCAGUGACGUGGUUGUCCGUUCCACUGAACAGAAGGGUCGCGAGGGCCACGACCUUGCUUCCGGCGAAAUCGUCUUUUCUGGCGACAAGCUCUUCUGGACGCAGGGUACCUUCGAGCUCCGCUACCACCACAACGGCUUGCACAAUGUCAUGGCUAUCUCUAGGCCGUUCGAGAUCCUGAUCCGUCGCUUUGAUGAGGAGAAUGUACUCGCUGACAGUGACGAUAUUGUGCAAACUGCCGUUGAGCGCGCUCUAUUGCCGGUUGUCCGCAAUUGCUUCGACCGCGACCCUGAAAUUGCGCCAGAGAAUGUUGAGGAGCAGUUUGGCAGUCUUGUCGAGCGAGAUGGCAAGUUCGCUAAGCGUGUUGUUUUCGCUGUCCACCAAAUGUUCGGAGUUGAGUUGGCGCCUGAGGUGGUUAAGGCCGAUGGCAAUGUUCUGAAUCUUGCCUGGAGGAUAUGUAACGCCAAGAAGGUUCUUGUUCCCUACAGCAUGUCCCGCUCGAACGGCACCACAACGCCAAUCGAGGGCAAGCAAUAA